GCCGCGCUCGCGGCAGCGCGGCGGCAGUCAGAAGCGAUCCCGCGCGCCAGUCGAGUAGAGCCAAACCGCGGCACACCACCCGGCGUUCCGCGCGCCACCGAACACCCCGCCCCGCCACGCCCCACCACGCCCCGCCACACCACGCCAGCGGCAGAACCUGCGCAACAUCCCCCGCGGUCCUGCACCCUGCGGCAGGGUCCCCGGGACCAGGGGCACCUCCUCCCUCCUCGCCGAGGCACUCCGGGGCCGUCGCGGGGCAGCUAAAGACUUUGGGCGAGCCGCCCUGCGCCGCACCUGUGCAGUACGACCUGUGCAGCAUGGAGGAAUAGUUGGACCUCUACAGCAGCGCGCCUUCGUCCUUCUGCCCAUUUGUCGCCAUGCCGCCAUCCGCCCCUGACAUAACUCUGGACAGCGGCACCAAGAAACACCCUGACGGAGACCACGGGCUGUCGGCCAAUCACCAGCGAGAUGCGGCGACGACCGACGGCUUCGCCAUCCUCAACCCGGGAGCAGAGGACGAGAUCGAGGUGCACGGCUACAGGCGCUGCUGGCUGCGCACCAGCCUGUGCUGGGCGCUCGUCAUCCUCACGCUGGGCUCGCUGCGACUGCUGCUGCACUGGUACCCGCAGUGGCUGCUGCGCGCCACGCAUCGCCGAUGCAGCCUCGCCCAGGCCUCCAAGCUCCUCGCCGUGGACCGCUACCAAAACAAACACAAAUCCUAUUUCGUGCGGACCGUCGAGACAUUUGACCUUGCCGAAAAGAGUGAUGAAGCGGCGGCCGGCGCGGACAAGCCAACCCUAAGCAAGACUCGAGUGUGGCUGGACGACGGCUCAACCAGAGAGGUGUCGCGGGUGCGAUGGGUCAGCAUCAAGAAGCUGCGAUACCUGUGGGACGAGCGGGCGGCGCGCUUCAGCCGCCUCGCCGGCCUGGACGGCGUGGACGCGGCCGACAUCCACGGCGUCGCCCUCGCGCCCCUCAGCGACCAGCAGCAGGCCACCAGGCGGCUGCUGUAUGGCCUCAACGACAUGGAGAUCCGCGUCCAGGGCAUGCUGGAGCUGCUGCUGCUGGAGCUGCUCAACCCCUUCUACGUCUUCCAGCUGUUCUCGCUGGCCGUGUGGUUCUCCGAGGGCUACUACUACUACACGAUCGCCAUCGUCAUCAUGAGUGCGUUCGGCAUCACCUUCAGCGUGCGCCAGACUAGAGGGAACCAGAUCUCGCUGCACAGCACGGUGCACUCCUCCGACGUGGUGACGGUGAGCCGCGGCGGGGGCGAGUUCGCCGACGUCAGCACGACGGAGCUCGUGCCCGGGGACGUGAUCGUCAUCCCUCAGCACGGCUGCACCCUGCACUGCGACGCCGUGCUGCUCAACGGCCACUGCAUCGUCAACGAGAGCAUGCUGACGGGCGAGAGCGUGCCCGUCACCAAGACCCCGCUGGGCCGCGUGGCUGGCGUGCCGUACGACGCCAAGGAGGACGCCCGGCACACCCUGUUCGGCGGCACCACCGUCAUCCAGACGCGCUUCUACGGCGAGCAGAGGGUGCUGGCCGUGGUGGUGCGCACCGGCUACCUCACCUCGCGCGGCGCGCUCGUCCGCUCCAUACUGUACCCGCCGCCCGCCGAUUUCCGCUUCGAGCGCGACUCGUACAAGUUCAUCGGCAUCCUGGCCGGCAUCGCCGUCGCCGGCCUCGUGUACACCUGCGUCGCCAAGGGGACGAGGGGCAUCAGCGCGGGCGAUAUCGCGCAGAAGGCCCUGGACCUCAUCACCAUCGUCAUCCCCCCGGCGCUGCCCUCGGCGCUCAGCGUCGGCAAGCUGUGCGCGCAGAACCGCCUGCAGAAGCUCAACAUCUUCUGCGUCAACUCCAGGGUCAUCAACGUGGCCGGGUCGCUGGACUGCGUCUGCUUCGACAAGACCGGCACGCUGACAGAGGACGGCCUGGACCUGUGGGGCGUGGUGCCCGCCGAGGGCGGUGCGCUCGCCGACCCCAUCAAGGACCCCCGCGAGCUGCCCGACACCCACCCGCUGCUGUGCGCCAUGGCCGCCUGCCACUCCCUCACCCGGAUCGACGGCGAGCUCGCGGGCGACCCCCUCGACGUCAAGAUGUUCGAGUCCACCGGCUGGGAGCUGGAGGAGCCCGACGUGCCCGACACGUCCAAGUUCGACCUGCUGGUGCCGUCGCUCGUGCGGCCGCCGAAUCAGACCCCGCAGGGGUCCGACGAGGAGGUUCCUUACGAGAUCGGCCUGGUGCACCAGUACCAGUUCUCCUCCACGCUGCAGCGCAUGAGUGUGGUGACGAGGCAGUUGGGCGUCUCCAACCUGGUGGUCUACUGCAAGGGCUCGCCCGAGACCAUCGCCUCGCUCUGUGAGCCCGAGACAGUCCCUGCCGGGCUGGCCGCGAGACUGUCCGCGCUGGCGAGCCAGGGCUUCCGCGUGCUGGCCGCCGGCCGGCGUGUGAUCCCGGCCGCCUCGCUGCCGCGCCUGCUCAAGCAGCCGCGCGCCGACAUGGAGCGCGAGCUGCACUUCGCCGGCCUCAUCGUCAUGGAGAACCGGCUCAAGCCGCAGACGCACGGCGUCAUCCGCCAGCUCCAGGACGCCAACAUCAAGGUCGUCAUGGUCACAGGUGACAACGUGCAGACGGCGGUGUCGGUGGCCCGCGAGUGCGGCAUGGUGUCGCCGCGGCAGCGGGUCGUGUCCGUCGACGUGGUGCUCGGCGACAAAGACGGCCCGCCCAAGGUCAUGUACUCUACGGCCAGCCAGCCCUCGCCGUCGUUCAGCGCGGUGGGGCCGGCCAGGAUGCAGCAGCAGAAGCAGCUGGCCCGCGUGGAGAGCGGCGUGCUGCAAGAGACCCCCUACGUGUUCGCCGUGACGGGGCGCUCCUGGGCCGCGCUGCGCGAGCACUUCCCCGACCUGCUGCCGCGCGUCUGCGUGCGCGGCGCCGUCUUCGCCAGGAUGUCCUCGGACCAGAAGCAGCAGCUCGUCAACGAGCUCCAGGACCUCGGCUACUACGUGGGCAUGUGCGGCGACGGCGCCAACGACUGCGGCGCCCUCAAGGCUGCCCACGCCGGCAUCUCCCUCUCCGACACCGAGUCCUCGGUGGCCGCGCCGCUCACCGCCAAGGAGCCGCACAUCGGCUGCGUGCCGCACGUCAUCCGCGAGGGCCGCGCCGCGCUCGCCACCUCCUCGAGCAUCUUCAAGUUUAUGGUUGCCUACUCGCUGACGGAGUUCACGUCGGCCAUCGUCCUGUACGGCAUGGACUCGAAUCUGACUGACCUCGAGUUUCUCUUCAUCGACGUGGGCCUGGUGAUGAACAUCGCGUUCCUGUUCAGCAAGACGGACUCGUACCAGGGCCCGCUGGCCAAGCACGCUCCGCACACCUCGCUCGUGUCGCUCAGCCCCAUCCUGUCCCUUACUCUGCUCAUGGGCUGCAACAUCGCCUUCCAGGCGGCGGCCUACCACCUCACCAGCAUGUUCUCCUGGUACGAGCCAUUCGUGCCCGAGGACACCAAGGACUACGCGUGCCUGGAGAACUUCUCCGUGUUCAGCGUGUCCAUGUUCCAGUACAUCGUGAUGGCGGUGGCGUACUCGCAGGGCGCGCCGUACCGCGCCUCGAUCCUGACGAACCGCUGGUUCAGCGCGAUGCUCGCGCUCAUGGUGGCCGUGUGCGUGUACAUCACCAUGUGGCCAGCCGGCUGGGUACAGUCCGCGCUCCAGCUCGUCAUGCCGCCCUCCGACUUCCGCGAGCUGCUGCUGGCGCUGGCUGCCGCCAACUUGGUGGCCUGCCUGUUCUUCGAGAAGGUGGUCGUGCAGUGGCUGGUGCAGGACAAGCUGCGCUACUGCUGCCACGACGUGUCCAAGUCCCGUCGGAAGUUCCUCGCCGUCGACGGCGCCCUGUCGGACACGGAGCACUGCUGGCCGCCCCUCGAGGACCUGCGCGUGCUCACCGGGGCCGGGGCCACCGGCGGCGUGGCGCUGGUCGUGCCGCCCGCCAGCGUGCCGCCCACCCCCGAGGACCCCGUCCCCGUGGCGCGCACCAUGCUCAAGGCCACCGUGCUCAAGGCCAUGGGGCCGAGCGCCGGCGGAGACCCUCUGGCCUUGCCCAGCAUAUCGAUGGUGGUGAGCGAGAGGGAGCGCUCCGAGAUGACCAAGCUCUGAGAGACUCCUGGUCCUGGUCGAGACUCCUCUUAGCACCGCAGUGUGUUGCCUCCUCCCUGCUCACCGCCUCCAACAGGGUGGGGGUGGUUUGCGUCUCAAACGCCAAACCGGCGUAUUAUUGUCCCAUUUUAGGAUCUCGGAGUAACUAGAAUGGCCGUGAGUUUGAAAGGAAGGCAGAGAAUUAUUUCCGACUGUAUCAGAUCACCCUCCUCGCAAGCUUUGUCAAUUGAUUUAGAUAGAGUUUGAUUUUUUUCUCACAUUCAAUAUUUAGGCCAAGAGCACCGACAGUGUAGAAAGUUACCACAAUGCUAUUGCCCACAUAUGGUUUCCCACCUCAGCUAAAGUACCUGAAUAUGUAUGUAAUUGUGUAGGAUGAGUGAGGACCAUAUUGCGCAGGCCUGAAACGUGAUUCGGUUUGACGGCGGCAUCAGACGAAA
This is a messenger RNA of Frankliniella occidentalis (western flower thrips), 4588 nucleotides long. Its product is annotated as polyamine-transporting ATPase 13A3-like. The record is from RefSeq and is a predicted model, not a curated record. Gene Ontology annotation, molecular function: P-type transmembrane transporter activity; ATP binding; ATP hydrolysis activity. Gene Ontology annotation, biological process: intracellular calcium ion homeostasis; polyamine transmembrane transport. Lineage: Eukaryota; Metazoa; Arthropoda; Insecta; Thysanoptera; Thripidae. Gene Ontology annotation, cellular component: membrane. The transcript is spliced from 18 exons. The coding region runs from base 378 to 4151 and encodes 1257 amino acids.